AUGCCUCUUGUCCUUCCCUCUGUUGCAGUGUCGUCCCCUCAGAUCCCUGAUGCCCAUGUGUUACUCCACGCUGACUGCAAUGAGCAGGAGGUGACGUGUGAACUGAGCCGUUACUCUCCUCAUGGACCCCAGGAGGCUCAGGAAGCGACUCAUUUCCUGGUGUCUCUGAGUGUGGAGGGAGGCGAGUUCAGCAUUGCGUUAAUUCUGAAGACUUCAGUGGUGGAGAGGGACCAUUCGACCCUCAUUCAAAAUAAACUGGGUCUACCUCUCAGUCCCUCUGGAACUCUUCUCACUGAAGUGAUCUUCCUGGUGUUUUCCCACAUAAAGUCUGUGUCCGCUCCUCUGAAAGGAGACGUUCUCCUGUACUGUGGCUUCAGGCAGCAGGAGACCCCCUUAGCGCAGGAAGUGGCCGUUGAAUGGCGACUGCAGCACCGGGGGAAAGGCUGGAAAGUGUUUGAAAUGAAGACGAGGCUGGAUGAUGCAGAGGGGAGCACAGUGGGUGAGUGCUGCCACUGGUACUCUGCUUUAUCUGGAUCAGACAUCCGUUUGACCACAACGGAGAUAUGUACAGCGUUACAACAGCAAAGAUGA
Molecule: messenger RNA, 591 nt
Organism: Notothenia coriiceps (black rockcod)
Lineage: Eukaryota; Metazoa; Chordata; Actinopteri; Perciformes; Nototheniidae
Product: tapasin-related protein-like
Exons: 2
Coding region: 1-591 (196 amino acids)
Source: RefSeq, a predicted model, not a curated record